Messenger RNA from Emys orbicularis (European pond turtle), 3683 nucleotides. RefSeq names its product integrin subunit alpha 2 (gene ITGA2). Gene Ontology annotation, cellular component: integrin complex; external side of plasma membrane. Gene Ontology annotation, molecular function: integrin binding. Bases 147 to 3683 code for a protein of 1178 amino acids. NCBI's taxonomy places the organism in Eukaryota, Metazoa, Chordata, Testudines, Emydidae. Gene Ontology annotation, biological process: cell-cell adhesion; cell-matrix adhesion; cell adhesion mediated by integrin. The record is from RefSeq and is a predicted model, not a curated record. The transcript is spliced from 30 exons.
UCCUCCAGCAGCUGUGCUGCUCGGGUCACCGUGCAGCCGCACUGCCAAGCACCUUGCAGCGCUCGGAGCCGGCACAGCCCCCGGAUCUGAGUACUUGGCCCUUCCCUGAGCGCUGCUCCCCGGCAGGACCCCGCUGUGCAGGAAUCAUGGAGCCCGGCGGCAUGUGGCUCUCGCUGCUCCUCCUCAGCCAAGGCAUUCUUCAUAAUUGCUGUGAAGCAUACAACGUUGGGCUCCCAGAAGCAAAAUUGUUUUCUGGUCCUUCAAGUGAGCAGUUUGGAUAUGCAGUUCAACAGUUUAUAAAUCAUCAAGGCAAAUGGCUGCUUGUUGGCUCGCCAUGGAGUGGGUAUCCAGCUAACAGAAUGGGAGAUAUCUACACAUGUCCUGUUGACUCACUUGAAAUCACAUGUAAAAAACUGAAUUUACAAACUUUAACACGCAUCCCAAAUGUUACUGAGAUAAAGGAACAGAUGAACCUUGGCUUGACACUAAUAAGAAACUCAAAAACUGGAGGAUUUUUGACUUGUGGUCCUUUGUGGGCCCAGCAGUGUGGAAGUCAGUACUAUGCAACGGGAGUCUGUUCUGAAAUCAGUCCAAGUUUCCAGAUCUUAAGAAGCUUUUCACCUGCUCUUCAAAACUGUUCCUCCUUCAUAGAUGUUGUUGUUGUGUGUGAUGAGUCAAACAGCAUUUAUCCGUGGACUGCAGUGAGUGCGUUUUUGACAAAAUUUGUCCAAGGCUUAGAUAUAGGCCCCACAAAAACUCAGGUGGGCUUAAUUCAGUAUGGUAAUGAUCCAAGGGUAGUGUUCAACUUGAAUACCUACAAAACAAAAGAUGAUGUUGUUAAAGCAACGUCACAGACCUUUCAAAAAGGAGGAGACUUGACUAAUACUUUCAAAGCAAUUGACUAUGCAAGACGUCAUGCUUUUUCCUCUGACUCUGGUGGACGGCCCACAGCCACAAAAGUAAUGGUCGUUGUGACAGAUGGUGAAUCACAUGAUGGCUCAAGUUUGAAAGAAGUGAUAACUAAAUGCAAUGAGGACAAAAUAACCAGAUUUGGCAUAGCUGUUUUGGGAUACUUAAUCAGAAAUGAACUCGAUACUAAAAAUUUAAUUAAAGAAAUCAAAGGAAUUGCGAGUCUUCCGACAGAAAAGUAUUUUUUUAACGUGUCAUCUGAGGCUGCACUAUUGGAAGAAGCAGGAACACUGGGAGAACGCAUAUUUAGCAUAGAAGGUACCGAUCAAGGUGAUACAUUCCAAAUGGAAAUGUCACAAGUGGGCUUCAGUGCGUAUUACUCACAAAAAAAGGAUGUUCUGAUGCUAGGUGCUGUUGGGGCUUAUGACUGGAGUGGGUCUGUAGUCCAGGAGACCUCAAAUCAAGUGACUACAUUCCCUAAUCAAGCAUUUGAAAAAACUCUACAAGACAGAAACCAUAGCUCGUAUUUAGGUUAUUCUGUCGCUAUUAUCUCAACCCAGAACACUGUCUAUUUUGUUGCUGGUGCACCAAGAUCAAACUACACUGGCAGAGUAGUGGUUUAUGACAUUGACAGCCAUGGCAGAGUCACAGUUGUUCAGUCCCAGAGAGGGGAUCAGAUUGGCUCCUACUUUGGCAGUGUGGUGUGUGCAGUGGAUGUUAACAGAGAUUCAGUUACAGAUGUGCUGCUAGUAGCUGCACCAAUGUUCAUGAAUGAGCUAAAGAAAGAAGAGGGAAGAGUUUAUAUGUUUUCCAUCACAAAGGGAAUUUUGAAUCAACAAGAACUCUUAGAAGGUCCACAAGGGUUAGAAAAUGCUCGAUUUGGAUCUGCUAUGGCGACCCUUUCAGAUAUUGAUUUGGAUGGUUUUAAUGAUGUGAUAAUAGGUGCACCUUUAGAAAAUCAGAACUCUGGAGCAGUUUACAUUUACAAUGGCAAUCUAAGGACUAUACGUACCAAAUAUUCACAGAAAAUUUUAGGAUCAAAUUCUGCUUUCGGACAACUACUCCAGUACUUUGGAAGAUCAGUAGAUGGCCAUAGAGACUUAAAUGGUGAUGGCAUUACUGAUGUAUCUGUUGGUGCCGAUGGAAAUGUGGUUCAACUCUGGUCACAAAGCAUUGCAAAUGUGUCCAUAAGAGCAUCAUUUGUACCUGAGAAAAUCAGUCUGCUGAAUAAGAACACUGAGAUAGCCGUCAAAAUAUGUUUCAGUGCCAAGUUUAGACCUGCUAAUAGAAAUAACCAAGUGGAUAUCAGAUACAAUGCAACACUGGAUGCUGAUCUUCAGUCAUCUAGAGUGACUUCUAGAGGGUUAUUCAAAGAAAACAAUGAGAGAUAUAUACAGAAAAAUAUUGUUGUAAGUUCUGCAGAGACCUGUGUUGAGCACAUCUUUAAUGUACAGGAGCCUUCUGAUGCUGUAAACUCCCUUAGUCUGCGCAUUGAUAUUAGCCUCAAGAAUCCUGGCUCCAGUCCUGUCCUCGAUAUAUAUUCACCUGCCACUGUGGCCUACAGUAUCCCUUUUGUUAAGGACUGUGGUGAGGACGAAGUCUGCAUUUCUGAUCUUGUUCUUGAGGUUCAACAGAAAACCGAUGAUGGCAAACGGCCCUUUAUUGUCAGCAGCAAGAACAGAAGGCUAACAUUCAGUGUGAAGCUGAGAAAUAAAAAAGAAAAUGCCUACAACACCAGAAUCCAGGCUACAUUUUCAGAAAACUUGUUUUUUGCUUCAUCUUCUUUACCAGCUGAUGGGACUGAAAUCUCGUGUCAGAUGGGCACUGGCCAUAAAUCAGUCAUUUGCCAAGUCAGCUAUCCUGUUUUUAAAGUGGGACAACAGGUAUAUUUCGAUAUUAAUUUUGACUUUAAUCUCAAAAAUCUUCAGGAUAUGGCAAAAAUAAGUUUUCAUGCUUUGAGUGAAAGUAAUGAAGAGCAAGAAGCAGACAACCAGGUCUACCUGUCAAUUCCUUUGCGGUAUGAUGCAGAAAUUCACUUAACAAGGCUUACCAACAUAAAUUUCUAUGAAGUAUAUUCUGAUCGUAAUAUUCCUUCCACUGUGAAUAAUUUUGAAGAGAUUGGUCCUGCGUUCAAUUUUUCAGUGAAGGUUACAACGGGAAGCAUUCCAGUAAAGGUGGCUUCUGUAAAAAUCCAUUUUCCACAGUUGACUAAAGGAAACAAUCCUCUGAUGUAUCUGACGGCACUGGAUACAGAUCAGGCUGGAGGUGUCAGUUGUGAUGCAAAGAUUAAUCCUUUGCAAAUAGGAAAAACAUCUUAUACUGCAUCUUUCAAGAAAGAAAACUUCAGAGCUGCAAAAGAACUAAACUGUAAGAAUACGCAUUGUAAUACAAUUACAUGCAGUCUGAAAGACCUCACACUGAAAGGAGAGUAUUUUGUAAAUGUGUCUACCAGAAUCUGGAAUGGGACCUUUGCAGCUUCAACUUUCCAGAUGUUACAGUUGACAGCAGAUGCAGAAAUUGAUACGCAUAACCCAGAAUUAUUUGUAAUUGGAGAGAAUACCCUAACUAUCCCAGUGACAAUAAUGAAGCCUGAGGAGAAAGCGGAGGUGCCCAUCGGAGUUGUGAUAGGAAGUAUACUGGCAGGACUACUAUUGCUGUUAGCGUUGGUUGCUGUUUUAUGGAAGCUUGGCUUCUUCAAGAGAAAAUAUGAAAAAAUGACAAAGGAUGUAGAAGAUAUUGACGAAAUUACAGAACUCACAAAGGACAAAGAUUGA